UCUCUCCUCUCUGAUGACAAGCUCUCAUUCCCCCUCUCUCCAACUCCUCAGAAACAACUCUCAGCCUCCAGGACUCUCCUUCGCCUCGCUUUCCCCCCCUCCCUUUCUUCCUUUUUUCAGUUGCACCUCGUUUUUAUUUUUUAACUUUUGUCUAACCCCUCCGCGCCUCUCAACACCUCCAGAGAUGUGAGUAGAUAAUGAGGACCCCCUGCCAGCGGUGACUUGUCUCCUGCGUGCUUCAGAGAGCCGAACAUCCUCAUCUUCCACACACCCUCCCCCCCCACCACCAAUUUCUUUUUUUUGGACGCUCAUCUGCCUUUCAACAAUGUAGGAGAAGGUGCGCUGUCAUUUCAGCGACGAGGAUGCCAACUACAUGCCUUGUUUUAUGCUCUCCGCAGCUUACAUCUUUGUCUCUCCGGCCGGGGAGGGGGGAAUGAAAGAUCUGCGUGAAGGCAAAGUUUGAGGGUACCUCUCCUUUUGGUUUCCCGCUCACCUGUCCGCCUGCACGCGCGUACCCCCCUUCUCCUUUGAACUGACAAGGAGGAAGAUUGUCGCCAAAAGAACAAUUGACGAGCAACUUAAAAGAGACCUGACUGUUGUGGUGGUUCUUUCUUUAGUGGGAUUUGGCAGCGCUGUUGGAGGAAUUUGAUGUGCGCAACGUUGGAGGAUAUGGCUUAAAUAAUGGUUGCGUUACUGACAGCCGGAGUAAGGUCCGUCACUUGAGUGUUUUUAUCAGCUAUUGUCGACUUUGGUGGAAACCCAUCUAAAUGGGAGGAUACCUGGAGGACUGAGUCGGAUUCGGCAGUCGAGAAAAAAAUGUGGAUAAAACGGAGUGUUGCGCGCAGUCCGUCUGCUUUGAGGCCAGGCAGCUGUGUGGGGCACCGGGUGUGGAUCCUGCUGGCCAUGACCCACCUCACCCUGGACUUCUCCAUGUGCAGCCCCCUCAGCCAGGGUCUGGGGAUCAAACUCACGCCUAAGUCGGUGCCUCGCUCUCGACCUCGUUGGCAGCCGCUCUGGGACACGCCCAACAAGAUUCACUGGAGAACAGUGAGCCCAUUGGCCCGCCGGCUCCUAAACGCUGUCCCUCCACCCCAAGACAGCAGGGCAGGGAUAGGACCAAAAGUCAAGGGUCAAAAGCAUCGGAAGCCAGUGCAUAAAGGACAAGCAGCAUGUAAGGAGUGCCGGUUGACAUACUCUCAAAUGGAGACAGGUGAUCCUUUGGCUGUAAUAGCUGAAGCUCCAGCCGCUUUAUCCAGUGGGAGCAGAGGAGACACGGUGAGGUUGUUACUUAGAGCCAGGAGGCAGCUCAAAUGGGACAGCUAUGACAAGUCUCAGGAGGGCCGGACUACUACAGUGGCCGGAUUUAUCGACUGGGGACCCACAGGGACAGAUAGCAUAGAUGACGAUGGCAAAGCGGAGCCCAACAUAACGCUGUCCACCAGGGUCUCAACCACCACAGUGGCCACAACCACUAGCACUACAACCAGGCUCUCCCAAAGGACGUUCACUAUGGUGACCACACCAGAGUCCAAGACGCUAAGCACCACCAAGGCCACUGUCAGCGUCGGGGAAACUGUCAAACCACCAAAGCCAUAUGGGGAACCACCAGGUUUGGCAGUUCACCAGAUAAUCACAAUCACUGUGUCUCUCAUUAUGGUUAUCGCAGCCUUGAUCACAACACUCGUCCUUAAAAACUGCUGUGCGCAGUCGGGAAAUGGCCGCCACAAUAGCCAUCAGCGCAAGAUCCACCAGCAGGAAGAAAGCUGCCAAAACCUGACAGACUUCACCCCAGCCCGGGUGCCCAGCAAGGUGGACAUAUUCACUGCCUACAAUGACAGCCUGCAGUGCUCACAUGAGUGCGUUCGGACUGCCGUGCCCAUCUACACUGAUGAGAUGAUCCAGCAGACGCCUGUCUACAAGACUGCUUACAACGGAAACAGGCCCUCCCCCACUGAAAGACAACUGAUCCCUGUGGCCUUUGUGUCAGAGAAAUGGUUCGAGAUCUCGUGUUGACGAGCUGAAGGCCUUGUUCACUUCCUGUGGGUGGAAAAGACUUCCUGAAUUCACGCUCUGGAUCCAGUUGGAAACAAGAAACACACAAAACAGCUUCUUUUGUAAAAUAGUGUGAUCACUCUUUGGACACUGGUGAAGAUAUUUAUUUUUCUAGAGAUGACAAGCAGAGCAGCCACAACGCUGCCACUCCAUAUUUCCGGGAACGUACAGUCAUUUAGAUAUAGAUUAUAUAUAGGUAUAUUUACAGGAUGUGUGGGACAAGACUGUGGACGUCAAGGAUGUCUCAAGAAAAACAUUUGACAUUUGAAAAAGGAACCCACGGAGUUGCUGUGGGUGGAAGAUGAACUGUAUUUCUGAACAAUGUGCCAAUAAUGCCACUAUGUGCCACAACCUGGAUAGAAGAAGUUUCAACAACAACUGAUGGACAUAACAAAGAGUGCUAUAUUAACCCUGUAUCGACUCCAACUACAUUGUUUUUUUGUUUUGUUUUUUUAAAGAAAUGUGAAAGAUAAAAAAUGCAACAAAUGUAUUUGAAUAUGUUUUGAAAUAGUUUUAAGAAAUGUGUUGCAAAAGAGUCUAAAAGAUAUUUAUAUGAAGCAUAACUCUAUUAGUUGGGAAAGAGAGAGGAUGGGAAAAAAAGACAUGGUAUAUGCUUUAUUGAACAGUUGAUUUUAAAACAUUGUUUCUAUAGGUCCCAUUUUAAAACAGAAUAGUUAUGUCUAUUUUUUUACACAGACGAGUCUACCACAGCCCUAACAGUGGAGGUCCGAAGCACUUGGAAUUCAGCACUGUUAAUUAAAUACUCCUGCCCAAGCUGAGAUUAUAACAAAGAAAACAAUCUGAAAUACACCCAGUGCAAGCCAAUUCAACGCCCUCUCCAAUUGCUCAUUAUGUAAGAUUUGUACCUGAUUUGGCCAGAUGGAAAAACAAAGUACUGCAAAAGUUUCUGUGGUGCAGGAUCAACACCACAGGCUGCAACAAGUCCCAUAGCAGCAAAUUCAUAUAUAGAUUGAGUGAGGACAGCCACAACAGACUGCAUGGAACUGGACAGGACAUUCAUACUGCCUCAGGUCUGUCUAGCUCUAUUGCACACUUUAUGUUGGUCUCAGUUUCAGCAGCUGUUCGGGAUAAAUUCCAAUGAUUGGCUAUGAUUUAGAUCUGCUGCAAUGCUAAAAGGGUGGACAAGAUUCAAUUUGGGCUUCAAAUUCAAAUAAUUUAUGUGAUAAUUUGCAUAAAGAGGAAAGAGAUUGAAAAAUCCCUCCACGGAUAGUAAAUUAAUAUCCCCACACAACUCCCACAUUGGUUCCCUUUUGAUAAAUUAUUUUUGAAACCUAAAAAUCAGAAAGUCAAGAAGAACAUGAACCAAUUUGUUGAAGAUGGAGCAUAAAAUUUCCCCCAGCUUUUCAGAAUGAAGAGUAAGCUGUGAAAGAGGUGCUGUAAAGUGGUGUCUCUCAGGAUCAAGAUGAUCUGCAUCAUGUGUUUCUAAUGCAAGAUGUAAGCAGGGAGGAAUUCCCUCACUGAAUGUGUGGUAAUGGUUAGUUAGCUCUCCUGAGCCAGAUCCACUCAAUACUUGAGGACAAUAGUUCUAGCAUAUCAGAAUUUCAGCUAUCACAGCCAGGAAGUUGGUGGUUGUGCACAAAUAGAUUGUUUUAAUUUGUGCCGAAGGAAGCAGAGUGCAAAUAUGAUACAGACUGAUGAAAAAGAAGGGUUUCAUUUUGUUCUAUCAAAAACCUAAAACACUCCGUUAGUGUAUUGUUGAAGUAAGGGGAUUAUGACAAGCCAAUCAGCCGCUGCCAAAUUGGUUUAAACUAUCUCUUAAGUCAAGGUGAGGGAACUCCAUGGUCAGGAAGGACAGUAAAGCUCUCCUGAGAGCUUUCUAGCACCAAUAAUUAUAUUAUCAACCUCAAGCUCAGAAAGACAGAUUGCCUUUGUGCUACAAAGGUUUUGAGGAAGUCGCCUACGAGUCUACCUUUUAUUGUGCUGUGGGUUUGUACAAAGCACAAAUACAAUUCUGUAAUUGUAAACGUUUUUGGCUGCGGACAGCAAUAUGUACAGAUUGAAAAGGUGGGUUUUAUUGCGUGUCGACGGUGGACCUCGCUUAGGUGGUGUUUAGGCUUGUACUCACUUCCUUACAGCAUUCAAGAAAACAGGUUGUCCCAGUAAGAUCAGUAUCUGUAAAUGCGAGCCAUUCAGGAGGUGCCGAGAUGGCCUGGGAUAAACACUGUGGUGCAAAACUCCUGCUUUUGCCCAUUCACAACAUGAAAACCACUCUCAUGAAUGACCCAUACCAAUUCAGCCUCACAUGUGUGUCAGGCUGAGGAGUUGCUUCUUUGACAUAACAUAUAUUUUUUUGAAUGAAGAGUGUUAUCUUAACAGUCAGAGGGUUACGAAAACUUACUGUAUAUUAUACACGUGUAAAUGUAUUUUCUAUAUAUUUGCUUCUAUUUGUGUACAGGUGUGUUCUAUUUUUCAAGACCUCUCCAGUUUUUGGGAAGGUUUCAGCUAGGUCGGGGAUAGUGUCUUUGUUUACAUGUGUAACUACGGUAUUUCUUUUAAAACACAAAACUAACCUUGUGCCAAGCUUCCUACCUGCACUUUCAAGCAGUACUUGUAUUAUAUCUUUAGCUAACCAGUAUAAUACUUCAGUAGACGCUGCAAUAGUUCAGAGACUGGAGAGUGAUUUCCAGGUGGAAGACCUGAAAGUAACUGAGUGCUGAGUGGAUCGAAGAAGUGUGAUCAUAUCUUGGGUUCUGCUGUGUUCAUAGAUGGCUGGGAAACCAAUAACUCUCUGUCCUUAAGCAUCAUUUCUACAUGAAUUCUAAUAUAGUGUUUCAUCACAUGAAUAAAAAAAAUGGUGUAGAUCCACCAGUAGCUGCCAAGAAACCAACUAAACUUGAUCUAGACUGGUUUGAAUUCAUUUGUCAUAAUUUCUCAUUUUGUAUUUGUAUAUACAAACUACAACCACCCCAGAAAAUUUACAAUUUGCCACAUACUUUAAUGACUGCAAAACUAGCAUUUAUGAGCAUAUGAAAUAAUCAGGGAAGACGUCUAAAGAAAGAAUUAUGAAAGGAAGAUGGUGUGUUAAGUACUCUUUCGAUGCAAAUUGACCCAGUUAAAAAAUGCCACGAUCAGACUCACAAACAAUGAUGUGGGAAGCCAUUCACUUAGAUUCAUUUAUUGAAGUUUUUAAAGGAUAAUUUUGGUGUAUUUCAACAGAGGCCUUAUUUCUAGUAAUGCUAGCUGUUGGUUAGUCAGUCCACCACAGACUGCUAUAUAUCUAUUUGAUGGAUUAGAAAUUUGGUAGAGAUAUACAUUGUGCCCACAAGAUGAAUCCCUGUGACUUUGGUGAUCCCUUGACUAGCAUGCUAACACGCUAAACUCAAAUGGUGGACAUGGUAAACAUGAAAAUGUAGCAUGUUAGCUCAAAGCGAGUUCAGCCUCACAGAGACACUAGAAUAGCUGUCG
Messenger RNA from Morone saxatilis (striped sea-bass), 5478 nucleotides. RefSeq names its product adherens junctions associated protein 1 (gene ajap1). The transcript is spliced from 6 exons. Gene Ontology annotation, cellular component: plasma membrane; adherens junction; cell-cell contact zone. The record is from RefSeq and is a predicted model, not a curated record. NCBI's taxonomy places the organism in Eukaryota, Metazoa, Chordata, Actinopteri, Moronidae. The coding region runs from base 817 to 2013 and encodes 398 amino acids. Gene Ontology annotation, molecular function: beta-catenin binding.